AUGAAAAACAGUCAAUUGUAUAUUUUAUGUUUUGGUACAACGUUGACAAGUAUUGUAAUUCUUCUAAAUUAUUUUCAACGAAAAAAAAGAAAAAAACAAGAUGAAAAACGAAAAAAUGAAUAUUUAAAAUGUAAAACAUUAUCUGAUUUCGAAGAAUUAGCUAAGAAAGCAAUGAUGCCACAUCGUUUUUAUUAUUAUGACUACAAAGCUGGUCAAGGACAUACAUAUCAAGCAUGUAGACAUUAUUUUGAUAAACAAUUAAGAAUUAUGCCAAGAGUUUUGAUGGACGUUAGUGAAAUUUCAUAA
Rotaria sordida is the source of this 306-nucleotide messenger RNA. The record is from the annotation of a GenBank genome assembly. Lineage: Eukaryota; Metazoa; Rotifera; Eurotatoria; Philodinida; Philodinidae.